CAACUGCAAGCUUUGCACAGAAUCAGCCAGAGUGUAAUCUCGCUGCUCCCUUCUUCCAGGUGCUAUCCUGCCCCGGUUCCUGAGAAGACCUACCUUCUGCCUCCUGGAGAAAUGGGCUCCAAGUGGAACAGCAGGUCUCUCCGUGGAAGUCUGAUUCUUUUGGGCAUUUUUUCUCUCACUGCCCUGAUCCUUAGCUUGGUGAGAAUCCACAACACUACACAACCUUCUAAGGACAAGUAUGGCUUGGUGUUUGAUGCAGGUUCGUCUCACACGUCCCUCUUUGUGUACCAGUGGCCAGAGGAGAAGGAAAACAAUACGGGCAUGGUUAGCCAGAUGUUCUCCUGCCAUGUCAAAGGGCCAGGAAUUUCCAGCUAUGCCAAGAACCCUUCAAAGGCUGGGGCUUCUCUGCAGGAUUGUCUGAACGCAGCCAUGGGAGUUAUCCCCCCACACAGACAGCAAGAAUCUCCAGUCUAUUUGGGAGCCACGGCAGGCAUGAGGCUGCUCAGGAUGCAGAACGAGUUGGCAGCCACGCAGAUCUUGGAGGCCGUCUCCCAAACGAUCCGGAAAUACCCCGUGAGUUUCCAAGGCGCUCGAAUUAUCAGCGGGAAGGAAGAAGGGGCCUUUGGCUGGAUCACCAUCAACUACCUGCUGAAUUCUUUCACCCAGUACUCUGCCAAAGAGCGAGGCUGGAUCCGUCCUCCCUCAGCCAAUAUCCUGGGAGCUCUGGACCUCGGCGGAGCCUCCACCCAGAUCAGUUUCAUCCCCGCUGGUCUGAUCGCGGAUCCCUCCGAAGCCGUCCAGUUUCGCCUCUACGGCUUUGACUACAACAUCUAUAGCCACAGCUACCUCUGCUACGGCCAAAACCAAGCUUUCCAACGGGUGAUCCGGUUGAUUCUUAGUGGAAGCCCCAGCGUUGAGGUGGCUCACCCCUGCUACCCGAAAGGCUACAAAGAGGAGGUACAGGCGGCCUCCCUCUCUGGCAACCCGUGCGUCAAGCCUCUGCCCGCCACCACCUCUCCGUCCAACGUCACUCUGGUGGGCAAAGGGAAUUUUAGCCUUUGCCGGGAGAAAUUCAAAGCCAUCUUCAACUUCUCCGGCUGCCGAGAUCCCUCAUCCUGCGGCUUUGAAGGAAUCUACCAGCCCAGAGUCAACGGGAAGUUUCUGGCCUUUUCAGCGUAUUACUACACUUUCCGAUUUCUGAACCUGACUGUCACUAGUCCACUGGCCACUGUAGAGAGAGCCAUCCAGGUUUUCUGUGCCAGAACAUGGGAAGAUCUGAACACCAGUUACCCUCAAGAAAAACCCUUCCACCUGAAGAAUUACUGUGCCAGUGCCAACUACAUCUUGACCCUUUUAUUGGAUGGUUACGGCUUCCGAAACGACACCUGGCAGAACAUCGCCUUCCAAAUGCAGGCUGCCGAUUCUGACAUCGGUUGGACCCUGGGCUACAUGCUAAACCUCACCAACAUGAUCCCGGCGGAGGCCCCUCAACUGCUCAAGGGCCACGAGGAAGCCUUCUGGAUCGCUAGCGUCUUCUUCCUGGUGGCCACCCUGGCCCUCUGCCUCCUCGCCCUCGUUUUGCACGCUCUGCUGUGAGACACACUCCAAGAGGGCUUUUUGUCACCUCCACCCACCGUCCCUUUGCUCCUUGGAGAGGUCCCGAGUCUUCUCCAGCCAAGGAAAAGAGGUCCAAGGCCAUGCACACGUCCUACCUCAUUGGUCUCUGCCCCUUUUGGCACGAGGCAGGAGAUGUUCUCCUCUCAUGGAGGGCCCCAGCUCAACCCCUGACCCCGUCCGCCUUUCAGCCUUGGGACGUUGGCUGUUGGUCCAGAGGUCCUUCCACCUUUGCGUUUCUUAUUUAUUAAACCUGUCAG
Pseudonaja textilis is the source of this 1874-nucleotide messenger RNA. Lineage: Eukaryota; Metazoa; Chordata; Lepidosauria; Squamata; Elapidae. The record is from RefSeq and is a predicted model, not a curated record.